This is a messenger RNA of Volvox carteri f. nagariensis, 2403 nucleotides long. RefSeq lists its product as uncharacterized. The record is from RefSeq and is a predicted model, not a curated record. NCBI's taxonomy places the organism in Eukaryota, Viridiplantae, Chlorophyta, Chlorophyceae, Chlamydomonadales, Volvocaceae. The coding region runs from base 1 to 2403 and encodes 800 amino acids. The transcript is spliced from 6 exons.
AUGCCAUCCUGUGUCUGCACCUGCUGCAGCGAGAUGAAGUCCGCGGUACAGGCACACGGCUACCGGUUUGGUGACAUCCCCAACGUGCACCAGUUGCGUGCAGAUGUUUGGAGGACGCUGGCAGUGGCGCGUCCAGCUCAAGUCGUCGCAUGGCUACCAGUGACAGCCGCCAGAGCACCACCACCGCCCGAGCCAGCUUUGCCGUGGGGCUUCCGAAAGAUGUGGCUCAAUGGGCAUUCUACGGAGAAGACGGGGCUCACCAAGCGUCCUGAUGGUGUUGACGACAAGCAGGAGUCUAUUCUUUCCGAUGAAGAAGCAGGAGUGGAUGCGACACGGCCACAAGACGUGGAUGACCAGCAUGAGGAAUGGAUGCUCCCUUCGUGGCCGCCACGACCUGGCAUGGAGCCACGGCCGGAUCCCACUGCUCCGGGUGUGUGGCUAGUGCCGUACUGCAUGCGUGUGGAGCGCUCUGGGGAGAAUUGUACGGUGCACACCAACGGGGCUGGCGACGACAUCAUCAUGAUGUGCAACGACUGCAUUCAUGCCUUGGAAUGCGGACGCAUCCCGGAGGCUGCUCUCGCACGCUAUGAUGGUGGAGACGUGCCAGAAAUCAAUCAGGACGGGCAGCGUCUGGAGUGGCCUACCGUGCUGGAAGCCAACAUACUGGGGCUGGGGCAUGUGCAGCAGCAGAUCUACAGGCUCAAGGUCAAGAACCGGCCGUCUGACUUGCAGCCCAUCACCGUCACAAUGCACGGGAUAGCCGUGGCGAACCCAUCACUCGAUCAUGCGGCUGCAGUCGUGGCCACUGGGCAAUUUUUGGAAUUUGGCGAGGAUGGUGCUCCGUUGCGGGAGGAGCGUGUCAUGGACAAGUGGCGGCGGGUGCAAAACAACCCCUACACCAGCCAAGCACUCCUCAACGCGGUUAAGCUCGCCUUCAUGGACAUCCUUUUUGGUUUCAAACCUGGCGACAAGCGGCAGAGCAACCCCGACUGCUUCUGUGGCACCGUGUUCCACAUCUGCAUCAAGGUGGAGCAGAGUGGACGCCUCGCCCUGCACUUGCACGGCAUGGUGCACCUGGCAGCGAUACCCAUGUGGCUGCCUGAGCCGUACUACGACAUUCAGGACAAAGAGCGACGAGUCUUCUGGCAGACACCCCUGGUCAUGGCUGCACCCACCACACCAACGGCAGUUGCACCAACGCCCAUGGAAACAUCAACGGCAGCAACGAAUUCUGGUGAUGACAGCAUGACAGAUGCUACUGCAGAAGAGGAUGACGGCCUGACUCAAGCAGAACCUGGCAGCGCCUCGGGCACAGAUGAAGACAUUGGCAAUGGUGACAAUGGAGUCCAGCCAGCCCCCCCCGCAGCGUCCGCUGGCCGCCCCCCAGCCAUCCGCGCGCCUCAGCCAGAUGGAUCCAUGCCGGCACCCGCGUAUGACUUUGCCAUUGUCGCCCGUGGCAAGCCGUGUGGGACCGGGGGUGAAGCCACUGAUACCUUUACACCCAAAGUGUGCUUGGAACGCUGCACCCAGCACCUUGUGGCGGGUGUCGUGGGGUCCUGCACCCACAAACACACCGACACCUGCAAACGCUUCGGCUGUGCAGGCGUGGAUGGAGACUGCGGCAUGGCCUACCCACGCCACAUCCGGUGUGAGUUCAAGUGGGUGGGCGACAGCGGCCUGUUCGUUCUGCCCCGAUACGGCCCCAACAUUGUGCCCCAUUGCCCCGCUGUCACAAUGGUGCUGGGCUGCAACAACGUCUUCACGCUGGCCUGCGAGCUCGACCGUCAGUACAUCGCAACAGUGGAGGAACAGCUUGUACUGCCGGUCCCCAUGUGUGACCCCGAGGUCCUGGAGGACAUCCUUGUGCAAGCAGAGGUUGUGGCCCACCGAACCACGCACUAUGCCACCAAGUAUGUCGCCAAGGCCACGUCGCAGAGCCAAGUCACAUGGCUGAACCGCACGAUCAUGAUCAGCCGCCACUUCCUUGACACUGCAGCUGCUGGUGGUGGAGACCCCGCAGCCGCCCACGAGGACCGAUGCAAGGGCAUCGGAAACCUUAUCUCCGUGGCGAACCGUACGACAGCCAGCCUGACCAAUGGCCAUGGCGUCCUUCAAGUUGGCAGGACACGAUCGUGCCGAACGUUUCACGAAACGUUCGAGACCACGUAUGAGAACACAUUCCUGAGCACAGGCCUGUUCAUGGCCAUUGUGCUCCGGGAUGACCAUGAUAACAUCAACAGCUUGGAAGCAGCAGCUGAUACCCUACUGGUUUUUCACAAUGACAAUCCGGAGCAGCCGGCCGUCAAUGCGGCUUUCACGGCAGAUCUGCAUGUAAAGCUGCAGGGCACGGAUCUGACCAUUACGAGCCUUGAGAACGUCCGCAAGAUCGUUACCACGCGCUGA